Entrophospora candida is the source of this 945-nucleotide messenger RNA. Lineage: Eukaryota; Fungi; Glomeromycota; Glomeromycetes; Entrophosporales; Entrophosporaceae. The record is from the annotation of a GenBank genome assembly.
AUGUUUGAAGAAAAAUUAGAACAAUUUUCAACAAUUAGACAUUGUGAAAUAUUGGCAGAUCAAAUGAAAACAAUAAAUUUACUCGAAAUAAAUUAUGAUAUUUUUCAGCAGAAGCUCGACGAACUACAAGAAGCUUAUAGAGAAUUGGAUGACUAUGAAUUGAAAUACAAGGAGUUGAUCUCCUCUUCUUCAUCAGCAGACCAACUAAUGUUACAAAUUAUUAGAAUGACAAUUCAACAUAUUAACAAAUGUCAUCAAGAAUAUCUAGAUAACAAAUGGAAAAACAACCGAGACGAUAGAAUCAAAAUGCCAACAACCCCAGUAUCUAAUGACACCAUGAUGUCUUCUUCAUAUUCAUCAGCAUCAUCCUUAGAUGAAACCUCAUCACUACUUACGCCUUUAACAACCAUAGAUGCUUAUUCAUAUGCUGAUCUUAAAAAUGAUAGGAAUCAAUUUGCUAACAAUUAUGAUGAUUAUGACGAAUUUGACGAUGAGUUCUUUUCGCAAAAUAUAGUUCACGUUGAUACAGUUUUGCAAACGUUGAAAUUAGAAUAUUUAUUAAAUUUAAGAUUUUACAAAAUAUUUAUAGAUCAAAUGUUAUUACUACAAAAUACAGAUUUGGAUCAGAAUAAUCAGUCAUCCUCCAAAUUACUUUAUGAUAUAGCAGAAGGCUAUAGAAAAAUAAUAACUGAUUGGUAUUUAGUUGUAUUGAUAAAUAUGACUGGAAAAUAUCUAGAUGAUAAAUUGGAUGAUUUAGUAAUACUAGAAAACAACAAUAACAAUGGUGACGGUGAUAAUAACAGGAGUGUAGAGAAUUCUUCACAAGUUGAAGUAAUUAAAGAUUUAUUUAAAGAAAUUGAAAAGCUAAAAGAUUUAUUUCCAUCAAACUGUUUUUCAAAAAAAUUAAAAGAUAAAUCAGGUAAAGGUAGACGUGCAUCAUCAUGA